AUCAAGCCCAAUGUGCGAGACAUCGAGCCACACGGCAGCUCCUCGGAGCAGAAGCGACGGAAGGACUCCCUCGCGUCCUUGCCCAGUGAGAACAACAACAAGGAGGCGAUACCGUCCACGGCCACCUCCUCUGCUCCCUCCUCCGCAGCCCCCUCCCCCAAGACACCCCUGGAGCCAAGGAUGGGCGGGAGUGGUUCUUUGACCACGCCCCACUCAAAGACACCCUUGCCUAGCCCCCUAGGACUGCACCCAUCGGUGGUACAUCCCCCUCAGCCCGGUGUCCCCGCGGUCAUGAUGCCUUCCCCGAGGUUACCUCUAUCGCCCUAUCUUCCGGCACAGAGAUUCAUCAUACCAGGUCAGUAUCCCACCCACCCUCCGCCCCCUCUCAUUCAGCAGCCCCCGACAUCGUCCCCUAGAACCAUCACCGAGGCCCGCAUCUCUCAGGCCAGCAUCCCGUCUUCCGUCUCCACGGUGCCGGGCUCUGCGUCGUCCUCUCGUGCCACAUCGCCCCGGCUCAUUAAGGACGAGGGCUCGUACAGGCGGGAGGAGAUUGAGAAUUCUGGUUUCCUGUACGGUGCUCUUACACUGAGGGGGUGCCAAGAAGUGGGUUUCUGUCAGGCUGGAUCUGACAUUCGUCUUACAGAGCUCAGUGACAAGCAGAUUGAGGUUCCCAAGGGUUUUGUUCUGGUCGGCACCAAGUCACCCUACCUCCCAGAGAACAUCCUGGUUGCAGCGGUCGAUGCAAGGUUCCUUCCAGAUCCCAAUACUAACCUUGCUCUCCUAGGGUUCAGCGGUAACUGCGUGGGAUGCGGCGAGAAAGGAUUCCGAUACUUUACAGAGUUCUCGCACCACAUCAACCUCAAGCUCACCACCCAAGCCAAGAAACAGAAGCACCUCAAGUAUUACAUAGUCCGCAACAAGCAGGGUCAUUUAGUCAGGGGACCUAAUAUACCAUGGAAAGAAUGUAGAAAGACCAACUAUUCAUCCACCUCUGUCUACCAUGGAGGCCUGUCACCCAGUAUUGCCGGUCAGACGUCGGUUAUAGUAAGCAGACCCACCAGCAUAAAUCCCAGUAGCCAAGACAACACCCAGCCCAGAACUUCCCCAUCGGCCAACAUCAAUCACUAUGGCCACAGCAGCAGUGGUCAGUUACGGUCACCUGGCCAGGCCAGUGGUGAGGGGUCGGAUUCGCACAGUGGACCUGGCAGGUCGGUCCCGUCACCGUCGUCCGGCGAGUCCCAGCUCCGACCAGGGGAGUCCGAAUCGCCCACCGCGGUCCAGCAACCGCUGAAAAAGAGACGGCGCUUUCAUAGCAUGGAUGAUGAGAAACUACGUCCUGGGCAAGAUCAAGUGCGUCCCACCCAUCACAUGAAGCGAGCCUCCAUCCCCACCUUACCACCCCCCGCCCUGAUGCACCCACCAAACUUUGUGCCCCCUCCCAUGCAGGCCGGGGUGCAGGAUUGUACCUUCGUGCCCCCCGGUCUGGCCGACGCCUGCGGCACCAAGAUCAUCAUCCUCGACUGCAGCGGGAACCUGCCGGUGUUCCACGGUAAUAUGAUGGAUAUCCUUGUCAGCGUGCAGUUCCGGGACAGCUUGAAGCCCAGGCAGCACAUCUCACCACACCUGGCAGAGAGCCUGGGGCUUGUGGGAGUCCAGAGCAUGAACUUUGAGACCAUGGCCCUGGUGAUGAUCCAGUAUAUUGUUCAGCUAGGUGAUGAUGCGCCGACGAAAGGAGAGCUUGAUGCUGCCAUGUUACGGGCAAGACAAGAUACGUCUAUCAAGGAUCUGGCUGGCCAGCAUAACAUCCCGCAGUUUACCACUGUCGCACCUGCACAGCUCCCUCUACUGGCCAAACUAGCUGUAGCCUCCUCAAAUGGGCGUGUCAAAAUCCUGAUUUCACAGAAUUCCAUUGCUGAGGGUUUAAGUGAAAUGUUGAAGUGGCUUGCCAGUUCGUCGAAGGAGACCAAACGUCCCAAAUAUGUAGUGGUGAUUCAUGUAUCCAGACAACGAGGAACAGAGUUCUGUGUCGCUGUCGUAGGUAGCAAGCAGGUGCGUGCAAUCACAGAGUCUAAGCUCUCCACCGCUGAGACAUUCAAGGAGAUCAGUUAUGAGAUCAUUACAGGCAAGAUGCAGCUUCUUGAUAGUCAUUUCUUCAAGAAUAGUCCAGCGGGCCAUGACAUCGAUGCUCUGCUAGAUAAUUUCUCGUCCAGUCUUGGAGGAGAAGUCUUCAUUCCAUUCGAUGGUGACAUACUACAGAGGACACCGGAGACCGAUGCACAGGAUAUGAUUGUUAUUUCUAAAGAUCAAUCAGAACCAAUGUUCACCCUCCACCAAGCUCAGAUCACCGCCGCCAUGAAGAUCCUGUCCCAAGUCUGUACCAUCGCAGACUCGGACCAAAUCGCCCUGGACCUGGGCCGCUUCAUACAGGUCCAUCUCCUCAUCAUCGUGCCACCUUCCAAGGCCCUCUACAGUCAGACAUUGACCAGGCUUGUUCAGUCAAACCUUCUUGUGGACCUUGGUCUGGUGUCCACCAACGAUUUGGACUCUGCUGAGCCGUACGUGAUGCAAUGUGACAGUUCCAGCGAGAACCAGGCCAAAUUCGACAUGUUCAUCAACAAAGUCAAGACCAUGCCUCACACCCUCUUUGUUGUGGUCCAGGACCAGGCCCAUCUUGAUAUCAGGAUACCAUCCACCAGCCAGCAGACCCCUGCUGGGGGUUUUGCUCACAAGUACGUGAACAGCCACGAUGUUCUGGAUGCACCCAAUCUCCUAACCUUGCACAUCAGCAGCCAACCUUACAGUUUACAGACCAAGAAGUCCAGGAUUGCACCGCAGAAUGAGAUCCCGAUGCCCAUCUCGGUGCCGAAUGCAGCUACAAUGCCUGACCAGACGGAUUCUGAUGCACCGCUGACUUACUUUGGAACGGAGCAAUACCAGGAUAGUUUGAAUUGGAGUAAUAGGACCCCGUUACUGCAGACUGAUGAUGGCUAUGAAGCAAUGGCUGAUUCCCUCUUGAAGAGGUACCCCAAACUUCACAGCAUGGUGGUCCGGACCUACCUCCUGAUCCGUCAAUACUCGGCCGCCCUGAUGGCCCUCGCCGGCAUCACCCACAUACAGAGCGACGCCACCAGCCUGACCUACAAGAUCCUGCGGGACCUGGUCCUGGCCCCCUUCCAGACCCCCGAUGGCGCCGGUCACAUGGUCCUCCUGCGCAUCCCGUCACCGCAGCUGGCCAUCCUGGCCCACGACAAGCUGCGGACCGUAAGGGAUAAGAUCGGCUAUCAGUAUCGUCUGGACAUCGUGCUCUGCGCUCAGGACCAAGAGAUCCUUCUGGAUGAUUAUUUUCUCAAGAGACUGCAGGGAUUGAGAGAUGUAGACUCUGACUGGAGACCUCAGAGCUAUGAGGAUCUUCACAGGUUGCCAUGUAUCGUGGUACUCGCUGGCGAGCACCUUGCGGGAGAAACAAUGCCAAAGUCAUUAAAGGUCAUUGACCUACGACUGGUCAACCAUGGUGUGUACGACCUGACCAGCCUCGAACAAGAGCUUGGCCUCGGCUCCACCCACUGCCCCGACUCGGCCAUCCCCUCCGUGGUCACAGUCGCAGAGGACAGCGACGAUGAUGACGACGAUGGAGAUGAGGAUGAGGAAGACGGGGUCUUUGAGGAGAGGAUGGAGUACGAAAUGGGUGGAUCUCCGCAUCCUCUGCAGAUUGAUGUCGCCUCCUCUAAUGUUGGAGGAGCCGACAAUGCUUCCAUCAAAUCAGCAGAUAACAUAAGCAGUGCUCGCUCCACGCCAAAAUCCUCCGUCAUGGAGACCUCUGGACCUCCGUCAGUGGAAGGGGCACCACCCUUGAGCACCAUCCGCCCCAUCCCCAGCCCUGGAAUGCACCUAAGCUCCCCGCCCCCAUGUCUCACUCCUACCAAGGCCCAGUCUCCCGCCCCCUUGGCCCAGGACAUUGCCCACACCCACCCGACCAGCAACGGCUUCUCCAAGCACGACGCGGGGGAGAUGGAGGUUGUCGCUGCGGGAGAGAUCGGGAAUGAGGAUGCCCCGAUGGCAGCCAAGGAGGAUGUAGAGAUGCAGGAAGGGGUUGACGGGGAAGUCGAGGACAUUGGGAACGACGGAAGCAACAAUGAACUGCCGAUGAUGAUCUUGUCGGGAUCCGUAUUCAAGUUGUUGCAUAAGAAGGAUUCAGAGCUGUUCCCCGCCAUAGCCGCUCUCACCUCGAGUCCUGAUACCUCGUGGUCGGGUUCUCUCAGGCCAGUCCUGAGGGAGGACAGCGGGCCUGUCAAGAGUGCUUUCUACAGGAAGUGGACGGAGCCCAAGUCCUAUCACUACGACUAUGAGAGGAGCGAGGAUUCUGCACACUACCAUCCAAGGAGAUUGCUGCUCUAUGGACCACCUCAGGUUGGUAAGACCGGUGCCUACCUCCAUUUUGCACGGGUCCUCCUACGUAUGCUUAUCAGACUCCAAGAGGUAGAAGUGUUUGAUGAACCAAACCUUGACAUCCCGCCGCCACCUCCAGAGGGCAGUAUGGAGCUUCAAGAGGGUGAGGAGGGCACCGGCGGUGCCUUUGGCCGAACAGGAUUCGAUUAUCAACUUCGUGAAGGCAGGUUCAAAGGACAUAGCCCUGUUUGGCAGACGGACACUAAACAACAUGUGUUUGCUGCAUUGGAUUCAAAGAAUGAUCAAAAGAGGGCGACAACGUCGAUGAGGCUCACCAAAUACAGCGCUCAUAAUGCAUUCCAUCACUGUGACCAGUGUCAGCAUUACAAAUACUUGACAGCUACUGAGGCUCGAGAAACCAAGGCAUACAGCGUUCAGCUGAACACGAGGUAUUACGGCGAAGUGGAGAUGCAGUUUGUUAUACCAGCUCAACAGGAGAAACACUUUGUGUUUGUUAUGCAGAGUGGACAGCUAUCUAGCAUGGUCUUGCCCACGAAACAAGAACAGGGUCCUAAUGCAGUGAAGACCCCUAUCUUCAUGCCAUCCUUUGGUCGUCAGGAGCAGGCCCUCAUUAAUCUCUAUCACACCAUGGAGGGCAGCAAGCACGUUCACAUCAUCGUCUGUAAGCAGAAGGACGCCCUGGCGUACGAGAAGCAGUGGCCGAAUCAUGUCUUGCUCAUCCUGCCUUCUCUGGCUAACGAAGCUGGCCCAGGUGCAGCCAAGUACUUCAUCAAAGAGUUAGCGUCGCGGAAUCUUGAACUUGAGAAGAACCGUCAGAGUAAGCUUGGCCUACAACCGGACGCCGUCUGGCCUUUCAUCGCCCUGAUGGAGGACAACUGUGUUACCUGGAGAUUGAGCUCAGGCAGCGGUGCCGAUCAGCAUGAGAGUGACAAAGUUGUUCCUUUGAAGACCAUACUGGAGAUGAUGGAGAAUGUUCCAGACAUCGAGGCCUAUACUGCCCUCGGUGUUCAACAGUGGAACAGUCAAUUAGCAAGUGGCUCUUCCAGGUCAACGUCCAACGGGACACCUACGUCUCAUUGCCAUCUAUUCAACAUGAUAUUUCUCAAUGUGGACAGAGCUAGGAAUGUGGACUAUGGAUUCAACAGAUUUUUCAAUGAGGAUAUUGAGUUCAACUUGAAGCUGGCAUCGGAAGGUCACACCUUACUCCGACUAGACUACCUCUCCGUCAUGGUCAAGUCCAUCGAGGCCAACAACCUGGCCCAUUUUACCCCCAAGCCCCACCCGCUGGCCACGCCCACCAAGAAGCCCCCUCCCCACCAUGCCGUCAACCCCUCCAGCUAUGUCCGCACCCCCGAUUCGGAGGAGCUCAUCCCGUUGGCUGCCCCGCCUCAGUUCUUGAUGGAGCGCUUCCUUGAGAGGAUGAGCGAGAAGCGCAUCUUUCCAUCCGCUGUGGACAAUUCAGAGAACCCGGUACUUGCCGUUGACUGCUAUUUCAACCUGGGCCCCCGUAUAGCAGUGCACUUUGCCUCAUCCAGCCAAACGCCAGCCAAAGACUUGACUGAGAACACGCGGUUUAGUGGUCUACUUCUCUUCAUGUGCAACAAUGCUACGAUGGAAAGGGAAUUCCUCAAGCAUUUCAAGUUUAUUAAUGGUGCUCGCCUUUGCCUGAUCAGUUCGGACAGGAACUCUCUGAGACGCCAGGUGGUCCAACUAGAUCUGGAAGAACAGUGGAGGUUUAGACUAAGGGAUGAGUUCCAGACGGCCAACGUGGCAGUGGAGCAACCGCUUUUCAUGCUGACGGGACGGCACGAGGAGGAACGUGUGUAAGAUCUGGUGCCCGUAACACAAAGCAUAGCAAUCAUUGUAGAAUAUUUAUUUUACGAUUGAUCUCAUUGACGACGAUGUACAAUCAAUUGUGCAGAUCAAGCGUAUGAUUAAUCGCUAACCUUUGUGUUACGGAUCCUGGGCACCGAUUUACCAGAAGUUGCAAUAGAUUAUGGGUGAUUUAAUAGUCCCAUUUCUUAUCCACACAAAUUCAGAUCAAUUGCUAUUUGAGUUUGACUUGAAUCUGUCAGGAGGCUGUAAGAAUGGGCCCUACCUUGUUGGGCCAAGCUCCAGAUGACCAAAGUUGCAGUGAAGUAACCACUUUUCAUCUUUACAGGACGGCAUGAGGAGGAACGCGUGUAGGACCUGGACACUGUCUUACAACUAAUAAAAGAUUUUAUCUUCUAAUCAUUAUUGGCAAUAAAAGUAAUGUUCACGAUAGUGACCAAAUUAGUGAUGACCACCUCUUGGUGCAAGAAAAUCACACGAGUCUUUGGAUUCGCCCAUCAUGGUGAGAUUUUACCUCGGAAUUAUCAGCUUCUGGGGAGCAUUGCACAAAGAGUUAAUUCAGUGAUUUUAAAUGACUGAAUUCCUCUCGGCCAAUCAGAUGUAAGGAUUUUCAAUGACUGCUGUUAUAACAGUAGUCAUUGAAAAUCAGUGACUGUUAGGGCCUUUUCACACGUGAAUCUUGAAUCAUCAUUGUAUUGAUGAUUGCAAUUCGUCUUUAGAAUCAUCGGACCUUUCAUACGCUCACUCGGAAACUGUGAUUUGAAUUCAAAUUCCUGAGUAAAGGAGGUAUGUGUCCUUGGUGACUUGUCAAUCAAGCACCGCAUCGAUACGAUGAGUGCAUGACAACCGUAUUAUCUACGGAAGUGCUUGAAAGAACGCGUAAGCUCCGCCCCCAAAAAAGAUGUUUUGGAGGUCAAGCCUUUCACACGUAAAAUUCAUACCGUAAUUUGAGUGAAACUUAACUGGAAUUCACCUCCAGAGUAGAAUUUGAAUUUGUGAUUGUGAUUAGCGUUUGUGAUUCUAGUUUGGUUUCACACAUGCUAAAAAUUCAUCAUUAGCCUUAUUUUUCACUGGAAUCGUCAUUCAAAUUACAAUUUUUUUACUGUGUGAAAGGGUGAUGUGUUUCGUAUAAUGCUCCCUGAGUAAUACCGUCGGUGGCACUGCAACUCAUGCAAGAUAAAGUAGAUAGGGAUUAUGAAGAAAUCAGAUAGAGUAUACAGACAUUUCCAUAUUCUGAACUCAGGUUGAAUUUAAACUCUUGUAUAAAGUAGUGGUUUUAAAAUAUGGUUAGCCAGUAGUGGUAGAAAAUAUCAAACCAUACAAAUUCAAUUUGACAGCACAUUCGGUGCACACUUCAUUCAUAACUGUUUGGGAAUGGUAUAUAAGUUAGUUUUCUUCACGAUUGAAGCUUGGGAAAAGAACGACCGGGCAUGGCAAACUCCUCAAAAAGUUGCCAGCAAUGAAUUUCUGUUGAAUAUCCUCACUGAAAGGGGAGAAUCCCAGCUUGAAGAUGAUAUAUAAAUCACUACUCCUAGAUGUUCCUUAUCCUCAUUACAAUGAGAAUACCAUUGACUACGUAACCAAGGAACAUCACUUUUGAGAAAAGAGGGAUUAGAGUUGACAAGUCUAUUGAAGCACACUUUACCCUCACACUAUUGUGUAAGGUGACACAAAAAGAGAGGAUUAGAACUCAUUCAAAUUAUCUUAGAAGGGGUCAUCAAAUUAGCUCUAAAUAUGUCUUGCCAAUUAGGCACAUCUUGUUGUUAAUUGCAGAGAAGUAUCAAUGAAAGAUCUCAUCCAGUGUUUAAUUCAUUGGAGUUCAUAAUAAGGGGGAUACAUGUACUUUGGUUUUCAGUGGGAAGAACAAAUUGCACACAGUAAAAAAGACAAAAUAUUGGUCUAUUGCUGUCAAAAAUCUAUUUGGGUUUGUUUGGUACAUUCAUCUUUAAUAGUCCAUAGAAAAAAUUUACUCUUUAAAAAAAAAACCCACUGCAAACUGAAAUUUGACCAUUCUGACCAAAACCCACUGGUUAAGCCCUCCUACUGAAAAUGACACAGAGUGACUUUUGCCAUGCCUGGUCAGAAACAUGAGAAGCGUACAAUGUUGAUAAUAUUAAGACAUUUUUGGCUUCCCAUACUUAAGCACUGAGUUACUCCAUGGUUUUAGUUAAACCAGGACCCCCGUCUUACAAAGAGUUACGAUUGAUCCAGUCAGUCGUAACUAUGGAAAUCCAUCAGUGUCAUAAUUUCUUCUACGGGAAAUUUGAACAAUAUCCUUUGUAAACAAAGAGAAGCACAGUGAAUUGUCAAGAAAACAAUGAAUGCAUGAAUAUACAUGUACAUCAUAGAAAACAUUUUGAGCAAACAUGCAUAAUACAGGUUGACGUUGCUGGCCGUCCAUAGUUGUGAUUGAUCGGAUCAAUCGGAACUCUUUCCAAGACAGGUCAGUUUGCAUUGUUUGGUUUCUCACAUUUCAUUGUCAUAAAAUACUCUGUAAUUAGAUGCUAAAUGAUGAUUCAUAGGACCAAGUAUUAUGAAUAGUAGUUGAAAAUGUAUUCUUUAUGGCCAUGAAAAAAUGGGAAUAAAACAUAAGAAUAGAAAGGAAGGUGGAUUUUGAAUGAAAUUUAUCUUCGUGUUUCAUUCCAAACAUCUUUCACACUUUAAAAAAGAAAAUGUCUGCAGUCAUGUCAUGAAUCUUUUGUCUUUUGGAAAUGCCAGCAGCAUUAUCAUGCUAUAUUAAUCUGUUUAUAUGUAUUGAAAUUGAAUCACUCUCCAAGUGCAUGACAUUUUACUGGUACAAGUGUAAUUGCUUGGUUUUUUUUUUUUUUUUUUUUUUUUGGGGGGGGGGGGGGUUAA
Molecule: messenger RNA, 9096 nt
Organism: Lytechinus pictus (painted urchin)
Lineage: Eukaryota; Metazoa; Echinodermata; Echinoidea; Temnopleuroida; Toxopneustidae
Product: GREB1-like protein
Exons: 29
Coding region: 181-6234 (2017 amino acids)
Biological process (GO): multicellular organism development
Source: RefSeq, a predicted model, not a curated record